UCUCUCUCUCCGGUCUCCUCUGUCCCUCACUGCUCGCCUCAGAGACUGAGAGUGACCUCUCCACCGAUCUCAAUGGCCAGCAGACAGAUCAUCGCCGACAGCAAUGCUCCACUCCGGCGACUAAUCCUCAGCCGUAUCACGAAGCAGUCCCACGCCAACGGGCAAGAUCGCCUCCUCCCUCUUCUCUUCAAUCCCAAUCAGACGGAUCGUCUCCUUCGCCCAAUCUGGGAAAUGAAUCAAUGCCCACGCACCGAUGUCGCCGCGGUUGUCCAAGACCGGUUCGGCCAUUGGCUUCGGCAGCCAAAGCAGACACGUGUGAGUGCACGUGGGCGGCAGAUCCCUAAGGAGGAUGAUGAGACGGAGGAUUCCGAUGAAGACAACGAUGAAGUUGACGAGAAUCCACGACCCUGAGCUAGGAAGAUCAGAUUCUGAAGAAGUAGAGAUCGAGACGAGAGUGCUGGUGAAGAGGUUAUUCCAAACAAGGUUUCGUCUGGCAUUGGAACAACUCCCACCGCCCACAAAGAACAGAAGCCGCCGCAGCAGCAGCAGCAGCAGCCAAGGCACGUCCAUAGAUGGCGGCUGCCCCAUAUGCUUGGAGGAUUUCGAGGAGGGUGAGGCGUGUCAGGUUAUUCCGGAGUGCAACCAUAUUUUCCACCUGCCAUGCAUUGGGGAUGGUUGGUGAAGAAGCAGAUAUGUCCGGUUCGUCGUCGCUUGCUAUUACC
Messenger RNA from Vitis riparia (riverbank grape), 722 nucleotides. RefSeq lists its product as uncharacterized. The transcript is spliced from 2 exons. Bases 73 to 411 code for a protein of 112 amino acids. NCBI's taxonomy places the organism in Eukaryota, Viridiplantae, Streptophyta, Magnoliopsida, Vitales, Vitaceae. The record is from RefSeq and is a predicted model, not a curated record.